AUGGUUAUGUGUAUUAAUAGCAGAAAAAUCGAAGGCAUUGGACAUGUAGUGAGGUCUGAUAGAGGUGGAGAGUUCUAUGGAAAAUUCACUGAGAAAGGUAGAAAUCCAGGACCUUUUGCCAUUUUCUUGCAACAAGAAGGUAUUGUUGCUCAGUACACAAAUCCUGGAACACCACAGCAAAAUGGUGUUUCAGAGAGACGAUACAGAACUUGA
Messenger RNA from Prunus armeniaca (apricot), 213 nucleotides. Lineage: Eukaryota; Viridiplantae; Streptophyta; Magnoliopsida; Rosales; Rosaceae. The record is from the annotation of a GenBank genome assembly.